This is a messenger RNA of Truncatella angustata, 338 nucleotides long. RefSeq lists its product as uncharacterized. The transcript has 2 exons. The coding region runs from base 68 to 271 and encodes 67 amino acids. The record is from RefSeq and is a predicted model, not a curated record. Lineage: Eukaryota; Fungi; Ascomycota; Sordariomycetes; Amphisphaeriales; Sporocadaceae.
AUCAAUAUUGUCAACCUCUGCAACUAUAUCCCUUGAUCUACACAAGAUUUGAAUACCAUCAGACGCAAUGCCGCAACAAUGGGAGCUCGCCAAGUGCUCGGAGGGGACACUCUACGUGAAGCAGUCCUCGGCCGUUGCCCAAUCUGCACCGCCUCGCCCGGUCCAAUUCUCAGCUCAAGGCCGCAAUUCCAGCCUUCAAUACGCUGGGCCUGAUGGUAGUAGACACACUGCCAGAGCGCUCGAGAUCGCCAGUUACGUGGUUCGAAAGUAAACUCAAGGCGCGCCUGCCAACCACAAAGAUAUGGGGGUAGUGGAGUUUCGGGUUUGUUAGAGGUCUG